Molecule: messenger RNA, 1585 nt
Organism: Sorghum bicolor (sorghum)
Lineage: Eukaryota; Viridiplantae; Streptophyta; Magnoliopsida; Poales; Poaceae
Product: GEM-like protein 1
Exons: 4
Coding region: 697-1452 (251 amino acids)
Source: RefSeq, a predicted model, not a curated record
UUUUGAACUAAACAAGGCCCUAGCGUACAAAGAAAGAGUCGGCAAACCUACAGGGUCGUUCCCUACUUCCCUUUUCCAGCGGCAGUAAGCAUGACAAGGCUCGAUUCUCCUGGGCCAGAAGCCCAUAACCAUCAACCAGGGCUGACCAAAACCCUCUCCUGUUGGGCCACAUAACCAGUAACUUCUCGAUCCUGGGCCCGGUCAGCCCUCAGCCGUUCCUUUUCCUUCCCCAUGAAGGCGCCGCGCCGUCGUGGGCAUCGAUCGCCGCGCCGGUGAUUCGGUGCACCGCCCUGCCCGCCCAGCGGAUUCGGUGCGGCUGCGGCAGACGUACGCGCACGGCCGGACGCUGCCGGACGCUGCGAAGUGCGAACCCCCAAAAUAUUCCACUUGUCUUCCUCACCUCGUCGACCGAGCUGCAGUGCACGCUCCCCCUUCCUUUCCCUUUCCUGCCUUCCUCGGGUGGAGCCGGAGAGUGAAGGAAUCGCGGCACAGAACCUUCGACUCCUCGCCACUGGCUGGAGAAGCCACCUCCGAUUCCGCACGAGAAGAAAGCAAACUACCCGCAGUUCCGUUCCGCAAGACCAGAUUGCCCCGCUCUCCUCCUCUCUCCCCUGAGCGCUGAUCAAAUCGAUCCACAGUGCCGGCGGACGUCUCGACCCCCUCCCGUCCCGUUCCAUCCAAUCCACCAGCGAACAGAUGGCGUCGCAGUGGGCUACUCCGCCGCCGGGCUACCCGGCCGUGCACGGGCAGGCGUACGGCAACCAGCAGCUGGCCACGCCGCCGCCUCAGGCCGCCACGGCCGUGGCCGUGACGGCGACGAGCAACGGCGUGGGCAACCCCUACGUGGUCGUCACCCCCGCGUCCGCCACACCUUCCACCGGCCAGACCGUCAGGAAGGCGCUGUGCCGCUACGGCAAGCUGCUUGAAGACGGGACCCGCAAGGCCGCCGACGCCACCGGCAACAUCUGGCACCACCUCCGGAUGGCGCCGAACAUGGCAGACGCGGCGGUGGCGCGGCUGUCGCAGGGGACCAAGGUGUACGCGGAGGGUGGCCACGACAGGGUGUUCUACCAGACGUUCGGCGCCAUGCCCGGGGAGCAGCUCCGCAAGGCCUACGCCUGCUACCUCUCCACCUCCUCGGGCCCCGUCAUCGGCACGCUCUACCUCUCCACGGCGCGCCUCGCCUUCUGCAGCGACAGCCCGCUCUGCUACCAGGGCCCUGCCGGCCAGCAGCAAGAGUGCAUGUACUACAAGGUGGUGCUUCCCCUGAGUCAAGUGACGUCAGUGAACCCUUCUUCCAGUAUGCGCAACCGUGCGGAGAGGUACAUUCAGAUCACGACCAUGGAUAACCACGAGUUCUGGUUCAUGGGGUUCGUGAACUACGAUAAGGCUCUCAAGAAUCUCUACGAGGCCCUGCAGCACCGCGAUGUCAACGGCCACCAGCGCAGCUGAUGCUGAUGAGGCUUCGGUUCGGUCCUACUGCUAUUGUACUUCGUUCAUGAUGAACUGUGACAUCCGUUAUCUUGAUCUUGAUGUUCUUGAAUAAGAUAGACACCGAAAAAUCCUGAUGUUUUUGUGUCGCUAA